Oreochromis niloticus (Nile tilapia) is the source of this 1760-nucleotide messenger RNA. RefSeq lists its product as uncharacterized. The transcript has 6 exons. The coding region runs from base 464 to 1114 and encodes 216 amino acids. The record is from RefSeq and is a predicted model, not a curated record. NCBI's taxonomy places the organism in Eukaryota, Metazoa, Chordata, Actinopteri, Cichliformes, Cichlidae.
CUGGAAGUUCUUGAUUUGUCCUGGAACAGCGGCGUUGGGGGCGGUGGUCUACAAGGCCUGCUGGGGAACCUUCACCCAUCACUGAGGGAGCUCCACCUGGUGGCCUGUCGGCUCACUGCGGCCGAUGCUACAGUGCUGGGAGGAAUGGUGGCUGCUCUGCCCAGACUGAGUGCUGGACGUCUCUUGUAAUGCUCAGCUCACACAGGAAGUGGACACUGGUGGCUUCAGGGAAUUGGUCAGCUCUCUCUCUCACGCCACCUCCCUCACCACGCUUCGACUGCAGGCCUGCGGUCUAACGCCUGACAGCCUUGAUGCUCUCGGUGGUUCACUCCGUUGCCUCCCCUCUGUGGGAGAGCUGGACCUGUCCUGUAACAAACUUCUAGCUGGUGGACUGAGCCGCCUCACCUUUCACCUGGCUCACGUCACACACCUGGAGAGACUCGACCUCCACCUGUGUUGCCUCAUGCGAGAUGAUCUAGAGGCUCUGAUCCAGGUGCUGCCCUCUCUCACUGCACUGACGGAGCUUGAUGUGUCAUCCAAUAAGGAAGUGGGAGGUGUGGUCCACCCGCUGGUCUCCGCCCUCCCUGUGACACAAAUGAGGCGGCUGCCAUUCAACAGCUGCUACCUGAGCAACGAGUCCUGGCCCUGGCGGUGCCCUAUCUGCGCACGGUGGAUAUUUCCUGGUGUAAAGUGGUUGGCGGUCACUUGGCGCUCCUGCUGGAUGCUCUGCAGCCAUCAGUCGUCAGCGAGCUCCAUCUUUGCAGCUGCGAGUUCACCACUGAUGACAUGCAACAUCUGGAAACAUUGUGAACAAAACAGUAAAGUGAACAGACAAAGUGAUCAGUUAUCAAUGGGUCCUCUUCCUCUGUGCAGCUGCCGUGUGCAGACGGGGCUGUCUCUCCUCACUUCGUGCACUGGAUCUGUCCUACAACAGCUUGGUCGGAGACGACGGUUGGUGCAGUCUGUUUGCAGCAGGUGGUCUGGGCUCUCUGGAAGACGUGGAUGUCAGUUUGCGACCUUUAACCUCUGCUCCAAGCUCUGCCUCAAAUGCCGGCGCUGGCUCGACUGGCCAUGCAGAGGUGGACAGCUGACUGUCAGGAGAGAGAGCAGCUGAGGUACUGUCUGAAGAAGAGGAGCGUCCUGCUGGAAUGGGAUCCAGAUUUACAAGACACAUCAUCAGCAUGUAAAGGGAACAGUCAGGAGAGCCUAGAAGAGAGUCAGCCUGAGGAGUAGGGAGCAGAAAGCCUGAGUUAUCCGAUCUCAAAUUAAAAAUCAUCACAGAGAGAUUUCAAAAGAGCACUAGGGAAGAAAAACGCAAUCAGCUCUGAAAAACCUUCUGAUUACAAGUAAAUUUGUCCAAACAUUUGUACACUGUGUUUACAGUAUCGUUUAAUACUCUUCUUUUGUUCUUGAGCAUGUUUGGAGUCUUUAUUCCGCGGGGUUUAUCCCUGUGUCUGUUUCCCUCUUUAGUUUGAUAUUCGCACCGGAUGUGUCCCAUUUUAUUUUGGCGGUCAACUGUCAGAAACAUGUUUCAUGUUUAGUUUUACGUCCCUCUCCUCUCUCAUUGUCAUUGAUCAUCUGCACCUGUUUUGUUGGCUUUCUGUGUUUAAAUGGUGGUGUCUUCUGUUUAUGAAGGACAGUGGAAUUAAUUUGCUUUUUAAUCUCAUGAACUUUAUCAUUCUGCAUUUGGCUCCUCAUUUCAUGGACUUUGUAAUUCUGCAGUCAGACAACAGCCUAAAUAAAGAUUCACCUUUGUUACA